Lymnaea stagnalis (great pond snail) is the source of this 18746-nucleotide messenger RNA. The record is from the annotation of a GenBank genome assembly. Lineage: Eukaryota; Metazoa; Mollusca; Gastropoda; Lymnaeidae.
GGUAUUUAGUCCAACGGUAUAUAGUAUUAGCUUAAUGAGGAAACUGCUCACAGUUGAACAACAGUAUCAAGUCAUUUAUGAUGCAGCUUUGAAACUUAUGUGAUAUGAAUCAAUCAUUCAGUGUAAAUCUAAAUUAUUAUUUUUGAUUGUUGUUUUCAGCUUGUGUUCAUAUUGUAAACCAAUAUCAAAUAAACCCAGUAGCCUAAGCCUAAAUAGUCUAAUAAGUAAUAACAAAAUGGUUAGUUAUAAAAAAAAAAAUUACAAUUACUCCGACGCUCAUUCCGCCCUGACUUUUUUUUUAGUGGUGGAAGCCAAACACAACACCCCCACCCACCCUCCACAUUGGCAAGCUAUGUGGGUCAUGUUAUUGGAAUUUGCUUCAAGUUUUCUAUAUUAUUAGUAUUACACAAAUUUAUGGUUAAAAAUUGUUAUAACUUUUGACUAUUCAAUUAAAUCAGGAGUCAGCUUUUUGCAAGCUGCAUGCAUGACAAUAUCGGUCAAUAUCCGCCAAUCCGCGCCAUGACAUGUGUCUAAUUCUCUCCCUUUUGUUUAUCGUUCUUUUGUUACUAGCGUUAACUUUUCCUUACUUUGACGAUGUAAUGUUUAAAAUUAAAAUUUCAUUGGGGGCCAUCUAUAAAUGAUGUCACACAAAUUUUGAUGAAUUUUGCCCACCCCAGCAUCCAAAUUCAUCACAAAAGCUAGUCCCCUUCCUAUAUAAUGUCACAAACCUCUGCAAAACCCCCCCCCCCCCCCCCAUGUUCCGUUUUGGCUGCGCAGCUAUCUCACAGAUGCCGCGCAGCAAUUUUGAGUAUCCGCUCAGCAAAUUACCAUGCAAGUGUGUGUUUGUUUUUGUGGGCUGUAAAAUUUUGCACUCAAAAAAAUUGAUGCUAUAAAACUUUGCACACAACUGUAUGAUUCUGCACACGAACCAGCAAACCUUAGAGGGAACUUUGCACCCCACUCCCCCCACCUAAUAAAAAUCCAUCUGUCCACUACUGUCCUUUGCAAGCCCUUAUAAAUAUCACCUCACAUGGAUAUGGAAUUACUUCACCUGUGUCAGAAACAUUUCCCUAGAACAGUGCUUUUUUAAAUAUGGGUGAAAGCACCAACUGUGGUGCGGAAGACCCAGACAAUAAAUUUCAUUUGCUGCCAUCGCUAUUUGUUUCUGCCUUUAAAUAUAAAUUCAGUUUUUAUGCAUUUUGAAUGUUUUUUUCUGGUUAAUUUUGUUUGUGCAUUACCUGAAUUGGUAUUUUUUUCCUUGGUAACUAGAAAGUUAAUUAUACCAAUAAAACAACAAUAAAUUAAAUAAAUUACUAUUUAAAUUAUACUGGGGUGGGGAGGAUUGCGGGAUAUGUUUUGAAGUUGAGAGGAGAUGCAGCACUGCACAAUAUUUAAGAAUCCCCGACACCUCACUUACCACCUAUUGUAACCCUAAUUCUAUCGUUUCCGUCUCUACAUUUCGACAUGAAUUCUCACCACUGUCAGUCACUACACCCCGAUUCUCAUCCUCUGUGGCGUCCUGUAACUUGAUCAGAUGCUAUUUCCCAGACCUGGUAUACCUGUACUUUUACCUUUUUUCAUCUUCUCUGUAAAUAGCUAAACAAGCACAUUCUCUACCUUUCCCCUCUCCAUUGUAGCAGAUGUGUGUUUUUUUUUUACAUAGCCGCCACCUUGGUUGCCAUGACCUGUGAUAGGUUAUGGCAACCAAGGUGGCGGCCCUAGGAAACGUCAUGGCAAGAUUAGCGUAAAUGGAACCGGAAACGCAUCGCCGCUAUUCGGACCCGGGUCAAAUUAGACUAAAUGCUAUUCGGAUGUCAUUUGUGGCAGUUUAUUUUAGUUAAACUGAAGAAGUUAGUUUACAAACAUAGUCCAUUGAAAUAUCUUUCAUUAGAUACCAAAUUUUGUCCUACAACCGAACAAUAAUAAAAAAAAAUAAUUAAUUUUAAUCCCAACCUCUCACUUCUCGGACCAGGGUCCGAAUAGCCACUUUGUAAAUUUAAUGUGCACCCCAAUUUUUUCCUGCACGCCAUCACAGGUGUGAUGCAUUUUAAGAAUUGUUUAAUUAUUUUCUACUUUUUAGUGCAUUUAACAUUGUCUUUGAUAAAAGUUUUAUUAAAUAUUUUUUAAUUCACUUUUUUGUUUUAGCAAUGUAACGAAACAACAAAGGAGAUAAUAAUGGUUUCAUUUUUUCCGCUGGUCUGGGUAAUGCUGGGGAUUGAACUCGAUUUGAAAAUGAAAAUUUUGACUGCACAGCUAUCAAGGCACUCACCAGAAAGUUGAAUUUCAAGGAUUAACUCUAUACAAAAUAUUAUGCCUACUAAAAUUCAGCAGCCCCUCCGCGGAUAAAAUUUCAUACAAUAAUAUAACCAAAAAAUAAUUUUGGUCAUGGAGUCAUAUUUAGUAUCUUUGUUUUGUGUGUCAGAUGACCUUUGGGGUCAUCUUGUUGUCUGUGCAUUUUAAUAGAAUUUAAAAAAAAUAAAUUAUUUUGUUUAUAUCAAAUAAAUAGAGACCGACCAUUUUUUGUCAUGAAAAUGUCGCUUGUUGGACAAGUAUUAAAACACUGUUAUUUUGUUUAUUUAAAUUUUUACAACUGCAACAUUGAAGUAUUUGUAAUCCUGUCAAAGAAUUGACAUUGUUCUAUUUUUUUCUAGUACUAUUUUAUCAGUUACAAAGUCAUGUUAUGUCAGUUAAAUUAUUUUUGUUUGCGAAUAAAAAAAAAAAAAUAAUUUUUAGUAGUUUUUAAAGGUUUUUCUUAGACAGUAAAUACUGUAUAUUAUUAUUUUGAAAAAAUAUAUCUCAAUGUUAUGUCACUUACAAUUCCAAACAUUUUUUAUGUGAAUAUGCUUAAUAUAUUUUUAUAAAUGCUAUUAUUUUACAGUCUACCAGAUUAAGACCCAAAACCAUCUAUAGUUAAAUUAAGAACUCUUAAUUGCAUUUUUCAUUUAUAUUAGAUGCAAAUUGAAUUAUUAAUAUCACAUGAUAUAUAAAGCAAUAAUUCUAUUCACAAGUAUUUACCAAAAAAGAAUAGCAGUAAUCCUCAUAUAUAAAAAUUUGAAAGAAACAACGAAAAUAAAUGUUAAUAAUGCAAGACAUUAUUUUUUGGUUUCUUUCUAUUUAAACUUGUACAACCAGUUGAAAUUAUAUUUGCAGGGAUUUUAAAAAAUAAACUGAGAGUAUAUUUGCCUCAUGCAUAGAAAGUUAUAUAGUAUCACAAUUUAUAUGCAUUAUUUAAUUACCUUUUUUCAGAAGAGUAAGCCACAGACCUCAAUUUCCCAAGUUUGAAAGUAAUUUUCCUACCUAAGUGUAAAAUGCCUAAACGUAAAGGUGCAAGAGGCAAACGAGGAGGACCAAUUAAAAAAAAUUUGAAAACUACAACCGAAUCUUUGGAUGACACAGAAAUAUUAUGUGAUGAAAAUAAAACAGAAACAGAAGAUGCAGAUACCUCUUUUGCAUCAGAUACCGGUAUAGAAAAAAACUUAAAUUUAAAUGAAUCUACUGAAGUACAAAUAGAGGAUAAUAGUUUGAAUGCUUCACAGUCAGAAGAUUCAAAUACUGUUACACCAGAAAUAGAGUCAGCAUCCAUAACUGAACAGUUAAUUGAAAGUCACACAGGGCAAAGUACAAGUACCAUUGACAUUGAAAAGAAUUCAACACUUAAAGGCACUGCUGACUGCAGUAUCGAAAUUGAAGAAAGUGACCCAGAAUAUGUUGAAACAGAAUGUUCGAAAGAAGCUGAGGUUUUUGGUGGAGAUGACACAAAAAUAAAAAAUCAACCAGAUUCUUUGCUUAUUGGUAGUGAGGAAAAAGUAAUGGAUGAUAGGUCUGCUCAGAUGGACACAAUGACAGAGGUUCUAACUAUCCCAGUAACAACUACACAGGAUCAAGGUAAAGAACAAAUUACGGAAGUUGAGGAUUUUUUUGAGGACAAAGGUGAAGAGUAUGAUAUACAGUACAUUGAUGAAGAAGCUGAUGAGGAACAGCAAUUGCUUGAUGUUAUGGAAAGCACAAAUGAAGAUAAGGGAGAAAAUGUUCAAGUAGCCACAGCUGUUAUUUCAAGUGACAUCAAACAGUCACCAUAUUGUCAGAAAGAAGGAAAAGAAUCUAAUAUUAAAAAUCAGAGUACUCCUGCCAAAUUAAAACAGUCAGAAAUGGAAAACUGUAAGUUUGAAGAGAUCUCUGAAGGGUCAAUUGGUCAAGCUGAACAGGAGGAAGUUAUAAAUGAUAUUUCUGCUGAUGUUGAGAUUACAGGAGUUUCCUUUGCAUCUACUUCUAAAAGUUCUAAAUUCUGUGCAUCCAAUUUUACUAGCACAAUGACUAGAGUGCCUUUUAAAGAAGCAGAAUCAUUAGAAGAAGUUUUCUUUGCAACAGAAAAUGAUGAUGCAAAAGUCACUGCAGAGGACAAAGAUAACGAUGACAUUUCAGAUACUAGCUUUUCAGAUCAUGGGGGGACUAACUUAUCAUUGGAGGAAAUAAGUGAUGAUGAUCUGGAACUUUCUAGAAAGAGGAGGAAAUCAGUUGGACCUGGCAUGGAGAAAAUAGCUGGAGGCACACAAAUAUCUCCACAUGCUUCAAAAAUAAAUGUGCGAACUGAGGAACAGGUGGAACAAGGAAUUACAUCUUCAGAGAGAAACACUUCAAUCAAACGGCCAGCAAGUGAGGAUAGAGAUGCUGAUGGAGGCUCAAGUAAAAAGCUUAAAUCAUCUAAUGAAUCUAGUGAUUUAAUUGAAGGAUUUCUGUUAAAAGCAGGAGAACAUGGAAAGGAACCUGAACAGACAACUGACAUAAAUCUUGCUAAGAGUGAUGACAAACUUGCCUCUGUUUUAGAUGAACCAGCUUUUUCUACAGGCCUUGGUGCGAAUUUUAAAAAAGAAAAAGGCAAUCCCAACUCAACUAGUGGUGAGACUGCUAAAGGGAGAAGUGUCACACAAGCCACAAGAAGUGCCACACAAGCCACAAAAAGUGCCACCCAGAAGGUGAAGCAUGAGCGCCUAGACAGUAGAGAUAAACUUUAUGGUGGGAAUGAGUAUACUGAGCCAAGGAGAAGAUAUGAGCUAGUAAAUUCCUAUGUCCAGACAGAACCAAGGCUUCUCAAGGGAAAAAUUGUACAGUGCAAUAUCAAUCCCAAACAACAGGUCUCUAAAUCAGUAAAGAUGGAAACAGAGUCGGGAGAUGUGUUAAGAACUUCACAGCUGUUGACUAAGUUUAAACAUCUUCUUCCUUCAAGUAUACCUGAGAAAAUAUUCAAUGAAAUUACUUCUGUCAUGCCAACAAAUAAAGGUAGCUAAUACUUAAGUUUAUAAAUAAUUGCUUUAAAGAUUACCUAAGUCAGUUUAUUUUUUAAACUUUAAAUUACAAGUAAUUGUCUAAUUAACAUUUUAAGAAAAGUACUAUAUUGUGUGGCAAUGACUAAACAAAAAUUUUUUUGUCUGUAUUUUAAAAAAUGUCAAUUUUAAUCACCCUUUGCUUUAAAAAAAAAUAGGCAACGGCUAUUUGUUCAGCUUGGGGCCAGUCACUUUAUCAGAUAUGGAUAGUUCAGAUUUCAGAGAUGUUGUUCUGAGAGGGACUGAAAAGUUCAGCCUUCACUUUGAUGUGCACUGUCAAGGGUGAGAAACAAUUUUUUUUUUUAAAUAUGAAUUAAAUCAGGAAACAUGGAAUAGAACUAAUAUGAUGAUUUGACAGCACUUAUUUCAAACCCACUUUCUUAACUUUUUCUCACUUUCUUGUCUACACAAUAAAUAAAAAUAUAAAACUAUGCAGUAGAUUUUAAUUCUUUUAGAUUCACCCACUUAAAAAGAUUUAACCAAAAUAGACUUAUUUUUCUUCUUGUGUUUAAAAAAUUGUAAUAAAGUAAUUAAUGUAAAUUUGAAAUAAGAAAAAGCUUAUUUCUGCAAAAAAAAAAAAAAAAGGAGAAUUACUAAAUAAUUGCUGUAUGAAAGAUUAUUUUAAAUUGGAUGUUUUGGUUUAUAUUUUAGGAUCUUCAAAGCUACACAUAAAUUUGAAAAAAAAAAAAGAUUAUUUUUGAAAAAAAAAAAAAAAAAGGAGAAUUACUAAAUAAUUGCUGUAUGAAAGAUUAUUUUAAAUUGGAUGUUUUGGUUUAUAUUUUAGGAUCUUCAAAGCUACACAUUCUAAACAUGAAGGCAUUGCUUCCCUAAUUAGACAGCUUAAAAGAAUUGAACUAGGCAACAGAUACAUGUGUAUGUCCUUUGUUUAUACACAAGGGGAAAUUCAACAGCCUAUUUUGUGGAAAGGUAAUGAAAAGCAUUAUGCUCUAAAUGUCACUUACUUCAAUAACCACUUUUUUAAUAGAUAAAUUAAAACCAAAUAGAAAAAUAUUUGUUAAAUGUAGACUCUAAUUGUGCCUGCCUCUUGACAAUAUGCAAAGGAAUACAGCUGUACCUCGCAAAAACCUCGUAAUUUGGGCCGGACCCUCACCCUUAAGUCUUAAGGGAAAAACCCCAGUGUGUGAAUUAAGGCUUUUUUGUGCCUUUCAAGUGCCUGCAAGCAAAACUACAUGCUUUGUACUAAUAUAUAUUAAAUGUGCAAUAACUAUCAAGCAGUGAUAGAAAGGGAAGUUUACAAAUGUUUACCUUGAAAUAUAUAAUUAGUAUGUACAGUACAUGAUUAACAACUGAAAAAGAAUAGAAAUAUACAAUUUUAAAUAUCGCGGACGGAGAUUUAAGAGCAUCGUUAUUUUGAAAUGCCGUUAAGCGAGUAGGCAUUAUUGCGAGGUGCUACUGUAGUAAUCUUCUUUUUAUAAAUAAAAAAAACUCAUUUAGUUAUUUAAAUAUUAAUGUUAAGGAUAGAUUUUCUAUAUCAAAGCGUAUUGAAAAUUCAAUAAAUAAUUUGUUUAUAGUAAAGACCUCUAUUAGUUAAAAAAAAUUUCGCAAACACAUUUAUCAUUUUUUAAAAAUAUAAUAACUAUUCCUUAAGAGAUUUCACAAAAGUAAAAAAUAAUCUUAUGUGCAUCUCCAGCUACCAUUGUUUUUAUGUAUGAACAAGACAUUCAAAUUGAAAGCCUGGGUCUUGUAAGUGAUGGAAAAAUAAGAGCAAAGCUGAACCUUGAAGGUGUCCCUAAAGGAAUCAGCAAAGAUUUUAUCCACUUGUUGUUUCCUGAAGCUCUCAGUGUCAGCACAUCUCCUGGUGCAGGUAUAGACAGGUGAGACAACUUGGAAUACUUUUGUUUCCUUUGCUUGUUGAAUUUGUUGACAUCUUAGUUUUUUCCUCUUGUGAUGUCCAUAACUAUUUUUAUGAACUAUUUUCAUGACUUUGGCCUCAUUUGAUGUUUAUAACUAACGCACACAUUCUGGUAAGGGUCUAAGAUUACUCUCUUAUGACCCGCGCUAGAACAUUGGCAGUCAACUCCAUUUGCCGAGUUUUGCCAUAUAACAUUUUCCUCACGUAGGGCUCUCCCGUCGCCCUUACCUCCCCUGAAACAUCUAGUGAGGUACAUUUGGUCUACAGAUGCACUAGAGUUUCUGGGACCAGGCUGCAAUGCCUGCAGGUAGGAUGUUAUGGUCUAGCCUGUUAAAAUAUGUGCAGAUGAAAAAGUGCUCAGUGCGCAUCUGUGUCACUAGACUCUGGUGCCUUCUACCUUAACCCCACCAAGGGUCUUGUCUGCUAGGAGAUGGCAUGUUAGCGAAUACACCUGUGGCUGUCAUGUUGUCUGACCACUGCCUGUACCAUUUUUGUGCGAAAAUGGUCCCCCAACAAGUUUUUUUAUACCCAGAUACGAUACUGGUACCUCUGGCUGAGGUUUGGCAGCUGCGAGAUUUUGUCAAGAUGUCUGCUUUUUCAUUGCUCUUGACGUUGAUGUGCCCUGGAAUCCACUGCACUUUUACCAUUCCUCUAAUUUCACCGAUCUUCCCCCCGUCAUCCAUGAUGGCGCCAACUAAGUGAAUGGUACUCGCAACCCUACCCAAGAUCUCAAGAGCAGAUCUUGAGUUGGAGUAAACUAUGACAUGGAGUCCCACAACCUUCCGCCUCUGCAGAGUGUGGUACACACUUUCCAGGGCCCUGUGUAUAGCCUGCAGCUUGCCAUCAAAAUUCAAUGCUGCUGUCCCACAGGGCCUUUCCAUGAAAACUUUCAGAGGGUAUUCACACACCCUUCCAUGGUCUCUAAGACAACAGCUAUCUGUACAUGUUCAUGGCUGCGUUUUGUCACUGCUUUUUCUGUUAAGGCCAAAUGUAUUUUGGGACGUGAAGGCUCUGCAUAUGGUGGAUUGGCUGGGGUAUGGAUCAGACUUUCUCUAUUUUGGGUUAGGUGGACUGCCUUCUCAAGUUCCGCAACUUGAUGCUUAAAAGACGAUCAUUUCAUUGGCCUCCCCGGUAUUCAGUUAUUUUGCAUUUGGAAUGAUGGUUCCUUCCUGUCAAGCUAUCUGUACAGCUCUACAGUACUUAAAAUAGCCUUGUCCCUUCUUAUUAGCAGUUCAACAUUGGCCAGGACUUCUACACCAGCUGUGGUUUUGAAUUCACCACAGAUGAAUCUCAAGGCCUAAUUCUGGAUUCGGCCCAACUUUUCAAGUGCAGUUUGGACUGGACGGGCAUGAUAUAAUCCAUCACUGACCUUACACUGCUCAGAAACAGCGCUCUAAGCGUACUAGCACCUGCACACCAACUCUUGCAUGCCAAUUUCUUCACCAGCUUGAGCUUGGGGGUCACCUGGGAGCAUAGGUCUUGUACAAAAUUAUGCAUUUGCACCUUUUAAUCCAACUUAACUCCCAGGUAAACUGGUUGCUUGUCCCAUUUGAGCACUACAUUGUCCACCUUGAGCUUGAUCGCCUGUUUGAUGUUUAUAACUUUAGUUAUCUAUUAGGUCUCAUUUGAUGACCAUAACUGUAGUUAACUAUUUGGUUUCAUUUGAUGUCCAUAACUAUAGUUAUAUAUUUGUUCUUAUUUCAUGUCCAUAAUUGUGUAACUCAAUGUGUAAUAAAUAACAAUUGCUGUAUUUAAGCUCACACAAAGAAAUAUUCUUAUAUUCAGUGUAUGGUUACAAAAAAUACUUUCCUCUGCUUCUCUUAAUUUAUCCAGAGAUUUUUCACUAUUAGAAACUUUAAAUGUAUUAUAAAUGAUGUCUACUACCUCAAACAAUGUUCUGAAUGUAAAAGGGCUGAAUUAAAUCAUAACAUAAAAAAACUAGUUGAGAUUUUUGCCAGCUUACAAUUUCUAACAUUUCUUAAGUUCUCGACUACAAGCAGCAUUUUAUAUAAAACUAUUGACUAAAAUACUUUAAAAUUUUCUCCAUUGAACUUUUUGGACCACUUUCCAAUCUUACUGAAACCAAAUUUUUAUGAAUUCUUUCUUUGAUUUAUUCAGGGUUGUCACUUUAGGUUUUUCUAACAAAAAAAUGGUUGAUGAGGUACUUUCCUGCUAUGACCUAGUUCUUAUCAACGGUUGUCAGAUCAGAUUAUCUAGCCAUGACCCAUUUGAAGAGCCAGAAACCAAUAUGUCCUCAGGUAUGUUUUACUUUUUGAAAACUUAUUUUCAUUCACACAGGACAGCACUAAAAUUCUUGGGGUACAGAGGCACUUAUGGGUUACAGCUUAGCUAAAUUUUUAACUGCAAAUAGAGUGUCUUUAACUUUACAACCCCACAUACUCUUGAAAGAAAAUAUUUAACAGGUGGUUUUAAAUAGCUGUGAUGAAAGUAAAUAAUUGAAGUAAAUUAGCUGGUGUAAUAUUAAUAAAACAUGUCUUGAAAACGACUGAUACUAUUAUGACUCAAUAAUUAUUUUGCGUAACCUCCAGACAGAAGUUUAAAGAGUUAGAAGAAAUCACUUUUAAAAAAGUGUCAUCAUUUAAGGUUAUAUAUCGGCAUCCUUCCGUCUCGUGAGACGAUGGUGCAUCACCGUUUGGUUGGGUUGCAUUUUCUCGAGUGGCUGUGCAGUCCUAUCCUUGAGUGACAGUCUUUACCACAGUUUUUACACACGAGUUCCGUGCUUCUAAAUGUUUUGGCCUUUCUCCUAGCUCUUCUGUCUGCAGCCUCUUCCAUUCUUCGCUCCUCGGCUACCAUGACGCCUUCUUUGACAACUGUGCGCCACGUAGAUCGGUCUUUUGCCUUACACUCCCAGUCACUUGUAUGUAUUUUGGCUGCUUUCAUGUCCCUUUGACAGACAUCUUUAAAUCGCAGACGUGGGCGACCUGUUUUCCUCUUUCCCGAAGCAAGUUCACCAUAUAGGAGGUCUUUCGGAAUGCGGCCGGGACUCAUUCUUUUAACAUGACCUAGCCAUCUCAGGCGUCUUUCACUAAGGAUUGUGAACAUGCUUUGGGUAUUCGCACGCAUUAGGACCUCACUAUUAGUCACUUUUUCUUGCCAUUUAAUACCAAGGAUGCGACGCAGGCAUCUCAUAUGGAAGCUAUUAAGCUUGCGCUCUUGGGAUGUAUAGGUGGUCCAUGUCUCGCUCCCGUAUAGUAGUGUACUGAUGACACAAGCUCGAUAGACGCACAGUUUGGUUUUCUCCGUUAGCUUGGUGUUUUGCCAGACCCGUUUAUUUAGCUUAGCCAUUGUGGCAGCUGCCUUGCCGAUUCUGCUGUUAAUUUCUUCUUCAAUGGACAGUGUGUUGGAGACCUUGGACCCCAAGUAGGUGAAGCUGUCCACAACCUCCAAGUUUUCGUUAUCGAUUUUUAUGUUAGGUGGAGGUCGAGUGUCUUGGGCCAUGAUGUUUGUCUUUUUCAAGCUGAUUUGCAGACCAAAUUCUUUGCAGGCAUUGGUGAAGCUUGACACGAGUUGUUGCAAACCAAUUUCUGUGUGUGCUGUUAGAGCCGCAUCAUCCGCAAAUAGUAGCUCACGAAUUAGGACAUCUGUCGUUUUGGUCUUGGCUCGGAGGCGGGCAGUGUUGAAAAGUCCUCCAUCAGUUCUGGUGUGUAACCAGAUUCCCUCACUGCUAUCCUUGAAUGCGUAUCGAAGUAGUACAGAGAAGAAUAUUGCGAACAGUGUUGGUGCGAGUACACAACCUUGUUUAACUCCGCUAUUGACUGGAAAGGCUUCUGACUUGGCUCCAUCGAACUGCACUGUACCCUGCAUAUUUUCAUGGAACUCUCUGAUGAUGGCAAGUAGGUGAGGGGGACAGCCGAUUUUUGCCAGUAUUUUGAAUAGCCCGUUGCGACUGACGUAAUCAAAGGCUUUUGUAAGGUCCACAAAGGCAAUGUACAGUGGCAUCUGCUGCUCUCUGCAUUUUUCCUGGAGCUGUCGUAUGGAGAACACCAUGUCUAUGGUAGACCGGCCAGACCGGAAACCGCACUGAGAUUCUGGAUAGACACGGGAUGCUAGACUCUGUAAACGUGUUAGUAUGACACGGGCAAAGGCCUUUCCUACAAUACUAAGGAGUGAAAUGCCGCGAUUAAUUAUUGCAAUCACUCCUAUCACCUUUGUUUUUAUAUAUUGCAAUAUAUUUGCAUCCUUUAGGUCUUGGGGGAUGUAGCCCUGUUCCCAGCAGAGGGACAGAAUCUCGUGCAAUGGUUGGAGUAAAGCUAUCUUACCACUCUUUAGAGCCUUUGGUGGUAUUCCAUCAUCCCCAGGCGCUUUUCCACAAGCUAGGCUAUCAAUAGCUUUGCUCAGCUCUUCCAGUGAGGGCACGACAUCAAGUUCUUCCAUGAGUGGCAUAUCUGAUAUGUCAUCUAGAGCGGUGCUGGAGACUGUGGUAACUGUUGAAUACAAUUCCAGAUAAUGCUCAACCCACCGUUUUAGCUGUGCUGCCCGGUCUUGGAUAAUUUCUCCAUUUUUGGACUUUAGAGGAGCAACUUUGGACGUCAAGGGGCCAGUUGCCUUUUUGAUGUUUUCGUACAUUGCUUUUGCAUUACCCAUAUCUGCAGCUGACUGUAUGCUGGAACAGAGGUUAAGCCAGUAGGUAUUGGCGCAAUUACGUGCAACCUUUUGGGCAAGUGACUUGGCUGUUUUUAAGGCAUGCAACCUGUCGGGUGUAGGCUUUUCCUUGUAAGCCGUAAGAGCUUUCCUUUUGGCUUCAGUGACAGGUUUCAUCUCGUCCCAAUGUUCAUCAAACCAGUCCGUGUUUUUGUGAGAUUUUUUGCCAAAGGCCUGUAUUGCGGAUGUAUAGAUUGUGUCUCUGAGAUGCGUCCAUUUCGAGUCAAUGGUGACGCAUGGGGACAUCCUUGAGAUACCUUCCUUCACCUUGUCUGUGAACAGCUGCGUUAGCGCAGGGUCUUUCAUGCAGAAGGUAUUGAUACGUGGACAUCCCUUUUUCUUGGAGUGGUACGAGUUUUUCCUCAUUAUUCGUACCUUGCUGGCGACAAGGGAGUGAUCCGUGUCACAGUCGGCACUGUGAUAGCUGCGAGUGAGUAGGAUGCUAGCUAGUUGUGCACGCCUGGUGAUGAUGAGGUCCAGCUGGUGCCAUUGGCGGGAUCGAGGGUGUCUCCAAGAUACUUGAUGUAUAUCCUUGCACUUGAAGUAAGUGUUGGUCACACACAAGCCUCGUGAGCAGCACAAUUCCAGAAGCCUCUGUCCAUUUUCAUUUAUCUUUCCUCUUCCAAAGAGUCCAAGGCAUGUGGGCCAGGCUUCGUGGUCGCUCCCCACUCUAGCAUUGAAAUCUCCCAGGAGGUAGAUUGCCUCGUCUUUGUGGAUGCUGGCUAUUGCCUGGUCUAAAGCUCCAUAGAACUGGUCCUUCUCUUCCGGAGUUGAACAGAGAGUUGGGGCAUAUACACUAAGAAUGGUUGCUGGGCCCGCAGCUGUUCUGAGUCUUAGAGUGAGGAUCCUCUCCGUGCCUGAUGACGGGGGAUCAAUGAAUGGUGUAAGAGUGUUCUUAACAGCGAAACCUACACCAUGCUGUCUAGGUUCGUUUGUUGGUCUGCCUUGCCAGAAGAAAGUGUAAUUUGCCUCUUUGAGUGUACCGUUGUCUGGGAGCCUGGUCUCCUGAAGGCAAGCGAUGUCAAUCUUUAGCCUUUUAAGUUCUCUAUCGAUUAUUCCUGUCUUCCGUGUGUCGUUUAUUGACUGCGGGUCAUCAGUGAUGCCGGGACACAUAGUCCUCACGUUCCAGCUAGCGAUUCGAAGAGCUGGGGUCUUCUUUUUCUUUUUUGUGUUUCUUGGUGCAGGGCUUAGUGGCCCACUUGUUGAGUGGUACUCUAAUCUCCACGCACCCAGUGGAGAAGGCAGGCGAUGACGGGAUAGCACCUAUUUGACUGGGGGCUGCCCAGUUUGAGGCGGGCGGUAGCUGUCCAGUGAGACAUGGGUAGUCUCUCCCACCGUCGGAAGCAACCCCUGGCGCCUAGCUCUACGUCAAUUGAGCGUUUGGCUUAUAACCGGUAACUGCUGCUUCCCGUGUUUAGUCAACACCUUGCGGCGACGCUGGAGUGUCCUCUCCAGAGGUGAUGCAAGCCUGGGCGGGUAUUAUGGAGAAUUAGCUGCUGCCCAUACAGCAUAUCCACCCUCUCCACGUCAAUGGUGUAACCAAGGGAACGACUUGCGUCGAUGCGGCUUGGCUGCCGUUGGCGUAGCAGGAGCUGCCGGUAUGUACAUAAGAGUCUUAUGUAUAGGCCGCCUGUAGGUGCUCCAUUUCCUGAUUUUCUGUCGGGGUUUACUCCCUUAGCCUUUCCCGAAGGGUAUAGCCGCAAGGCAGCAGAGGUUUUUUUGAAGUCGGAGUUUCCUUCUCCUAGCCAAGGUUUUAACGAGCAUCAUCUACCCGUAGGGGUGCCAAAAAUUACAACAAAAAAAACUUGAAACUAAGUGUAGAUAAAUUUUUAACUAAAUUAAAAUGGUUAUUUACUGAUCUUGUAACACCAUUUUGUGUUAUUUUUAAAAAAAAACUGCUUUCAAUUGCAUGCCAGUGUUUCAUAAACAUUUCACCAGCUCUAUUAAUUCUUCCAGAUAUUGUUGAAGAAUCUGGAAUUGUGAUCAUUAAAGAUGAAGAAAACAAAGAGAUUUCUAAACCAUGUGGAGAGACUUCUGAUAAAGGUCAUAUUGUUGAUGGUUCACUACAUGUCACCCCAGAAAUGGGUGUUGCUGAAGUAGACUUGAGUGAUCAUGCCAGUGUUGUUGAAGUGGCUGAUGCUGAAGUUGACUUGAGUGAUCUUGUCAGUAUUGUUCAAGUGCCUGCUGGGGAGGUGGACAUGAAAGAUUUAGGUAGCUUUGCUCAAGAGGUUACUGAUCUACAGAAAAGUUCUGAUCAAGAGAGGAUGGAUCAAGAAGAUGUGGCCCUCCAGUUGACAGACACAGAGACUACAAAAGUUAUACAUGACACCGAGAAGGAUUUGACUGAAAUGGUGUCUACUAGUUGCUUAGGCGAACCAGAUGCUAAUAACACUAUUGCUACCAUAAUAGAGAAAAACCUCAAGCAAAAUGAUGUUCCUGAUUUAGCUGAAGGUAGCUUAGACACAAAUGAAUGCAGGCAAGCAGUACAAAAUGCUGAAUUGUUGGCAGAGGAGGUGUCAGAAAUAGCUGAAUCAAUGGAGAUUGAAGUUGUUAGAGAAGUAGCAAAAAAAUCUGAUACAGCAGUUCCUGAGCUGUCAGAAUCUGCAGUGCAGAGAGAAAACAUACCAGAAAGUGAUGCUGUUGGGGUGGUUAGUGAAAGCAAAACUGAUGAGACUGUACAGCAAGUUCAUGAUACCCAGCUAGAUUUAAUGGAAGUGGUUGCUAAUGAAGCUGCAGAAGAAAAGAAAGAUGAACAUUUGGAGGAUGUCAGUGAUGAUGAUAUGAUGAAUCACAAUAAAAAUACAGAGGUUGACGAUGUUGUCAUUGUACGAGAGGACCUAGUAAGGAGAAUCAUAGCAAACAUAGACUUGACCAAUGAUGAGUCCAAUCCCUCAGAACUUAGUCCAGCCAAUACCAGGGCUAGAGGCUCCUCAAUGAAAUCAGACAUUGUGUUGCCACCUACUGCUACAGGGCUAGUGACCAAAAAUGUCAGAGAAGUAGCAGAGAAGUUAAUUAUGACAGAUGGAAGUCUAGAAGUUUCUAUGGAGGUCAUUGAUGUUAGUGAAGAUGACGGAAAGUCAGAGAAAGUGGUCUACCCUAGAUACAAUUGGCGGCAGUCCAAGCAGCCAGAAAGAGUCAUGGAUAAAGGCAAUGAGAGGUCCCACCCAAGGCCAUGGGGAGAAGAGCCAUGGGGCUCAUCUCAUCACUCCAAGUAUGACUCCUACUACAGCCCUAGACAAACUUACACAAAGCCAUAUUCUGGUAGGGACUAUGUGUCCAAGCCAUAUUCACAUGACCAAACAGCAUCAAGAGAUGUGUCCAAGCACAGGAGAGUAUCCUCCAGAGAAUGCUCACCACGAGGCCCUUUACCACCAAGAGAGUCAACAAGGAGAGAUAAUCUUCUUCGUGAAUCUGGCCGGUUGGUUUUUUUUGUUUUUUACAAAGAUUGACGGGUACAAUAAUUAUUCUAUAGAUUUAAUUGAGUAAUAAUUUCUAUUAUUACCCACAUUUCUGUGACAUUAUUUUAAUGUGCUCUUAAUUUUCCUGUAAAUUUCAAGCACAAACAAUAUAUUUAGCUGUAACUGAACAGUUUUAAUUAACAACCAUUCACAAAUAUUUUUGCUCUUUGCAUAUUGAUUUAUUAUGCUAUGAAUACUUGACGUCAAUAUUUAUUUGGACCAAUAAAUCAACAUUUAUAGGUACCCAUUAUUUUCCAGCAGAAUAUUUUUUACUUUACAAAUUUAUUUAUCUGUUGUUAUAUAAUAAUCUCGUAUGGGUUUUAUAUUUUUACAAUCUGAACUGUCAAGGCUGUCAUUUUAAAGAUCUUCAUACCUAUGAAAGAACAUUAAAUUAGUAAAGAAAGCUACCGAUAUCGGGCCAAUCAGAACUGCAACUGGCUAUGAUGUAGUGAAAAAAAGCUUUAAAAAUGUUUUAAAUUCAAAAUUUAUCAUCUGUUUCAACGUUGACAGUUACAGAAUAUAAAAAGUUCUAAUGCUUCUUCUACUUUUGAAAUAAUUAUCUUACGCUAUGAAAAAUAGAAGAUUGCAAUUGUUUUAUUUAUUUAAAUUGACAUGAAACAUGAGAAGUUUAAGUGUAAACUUGAUUUCUUUAUAUUUCCAGAAGUCGUUCUCCAUCUCCUCGAAGACACCCCAGUUGGUAUAAGGAGGCAGAGUCUUUUAGACCCUCUCAUUAUCCAGCUGAUUAUUAUGGCAGCACGGAACGCAAGUAUAGCAGUGGUGGCCAUCCCAGGAGUAGUUAUGACAAAUGGCAUGGGGACUAUGGAGACAACAUUAAGAGUGCCAGCAGGCCCUUAGCCAAGCCUGAUUCUCAGCACCGGGAUUGGCACCCUUCAAGGGCAUCUUACCAAUCUCACAGCUCAUGGCAAGGUGAUCGCCAUAUUCCUUCAAGGUCAAGUGAGCAUCUCCAUCAUUCCCAUGAGAGCAGACUCGUGCAUUCUCCACCCAGGAAGAUUUACCAAAGAAAAUCCAGAUCUCAGUCUUAUUCUGAUAUGUCUUCAUCACCUGAACGACAUAGCUCACCCUUAAGACUGAGGGGAUCCUUUCAGAAAAAAGAUCAUCAGCACCCAGUAAAGCAAACAUCAAGAAGUCCUAUCUCAAUAUCCUCUAGGUCUCACUCACUGAGUCCAGUUUCAAAAUCACCCAGCCCAGGAAGAAACUCAUCAAAAUUUCCGGGGAAGGAUGAUUUGAUGAGUUCUGUCAAACAGUUCUUGCAUUUAGCGAAAGACUUUGAACAUGGGAAACGGCGCACUAGAUCAGGAAGUCGCGAGUCAUGCUCCCCUCAACGAAGGGCUCAUAGUCCAGCGCCACAUCUUUCUCGCAGCCCUCGAAGGGAAGUAGUUAGAUCACAACACAUGUCUCAUAGUCCUACAAAUCCUCGUUCAAGGAGUCCACCACAUUGGCAUAGAGACUCCAGAAGCCCAGACUAUGGUAAAAGCCAUGUUCAAAGAAAACACAGAUCACCAAGCCCUUUAUCGUUUCUGGACAGCCGAAGUAAAAGGUAUAAAUCACGGGACUAUUAUGACCAAAGACAGGAUUCUUAUCACAAAGACAGCCCCACACAUGAGUCCAGUCGUUCACAAAAAUCAAGGAGCUACCCUCAGCCCCCUGAAGAGAAGUCUGGACAGUGGCCUGACACACGACAACAGGUUCAGUCCUAUAGCAGUUCUGGAGAUCAACAGUGGCAGCAGUCAUAUGGAAGCUACCAAUCCAAGCUGACCACAGGUCCAGUAUCAUCAAACACAAGUAACACUUACAAUCCGGCGUACCCCCCACCUAACUUCCCCCAGUCUGGCUACCCUUCACAAGCCCCAGCAAACGUGUACCAUGGCGGUGGUACUCCGAUGUAUCAGUACAACACCCCCAAUCAGUAUGGAUACAAUGUGAUGUCGGCUAAUGUCCCCAAUCCCUAUAUGCCACCAGCCCCUGUUCCCCAAAUAGCUCAUGCCUACCAUCAAGCAUUUUCUGUACUUCAGUCAGCCAUAACUGGACAGCCCCCACCCCAGGCCUUUGAGGCAACAGCAACCAGUUCCAGUAAUAAUCCAUCCUCAUCUAAGAAUAAAAAGUCCUGGUCUAUGGGAAGCAAUGCGCUUGUUUUCCAAAGAAUAUUAGGGAAUGAUGGUAAGAAUACAAAAUAAACUAAAUCUCCUUGAUAUUGUAAAACUUUUAAGAUUUCACAGGUAAUCAUUUUUGUAAUGUCAUACAUAUUUUGUCAGUAGUAAAUUACAAUUUGAUCUUGACUGGAAAUGUUUGUAUUAAUGAUAAUAAUUUUACACGUGUGUUGUUUACAAAAUUUAAUUAGAAUAUCAAAACUUGUGAGAAGACAUUGGCAUAUUCAAAUGGAGUAGUAAGGAUAUUUCACAAAUGUUUUGAAUUCUUUGUUCCUAAAAUAUGAGAGACACCAAUGCAGUAAUUAAAGAAAACUUGGAUUUCAUGGAACAUCUUCACAUAAUGUGUUCCGAUUUUACUGUAUUUUAAGGUGACAAAAAGGACUAUGAGAAAAGAAAAAAGAGUGGCACUAUAGAGAAAAUUGGGGAACGUGAACGACAAGAGAGACCCAAACAAACUAAAGAAGUCCGUGUCUUGACCAGUGUUCAAGUGAAGAAGUGACCCACUGAUUACUUUUGUUACAUGAAAUAAUUGUAAUUACAUUUAAUUUCAUAUUUAAAAAAAGCGUAGCAUUGCCAAGUAUCAAUGUCAAGUUAUUAAAUCGGCUUUUGUAAAAAAUAUUUAAAAAAUUAAAUUCCUUCAAAAAUCAAAUUGAGUUCAUGAGGGUAACGAAAUAUCAUUCUCAAAAAAUUGUAUUAUCCCAGAGACAAUUCAAUAAUAUUUUUUUUUUUUUUAAUGUGUUGAUCUAUUUUUUUGAACUUCAUUAUUACUCAUAGUUUACAUUCAUGAUUUUAAUUAUUUUGCCAUGAUUUAUUCAGAUUCAAAUUCAUUAGGCUAUUAAUAAUCAUUUCAAUAUAUGACUGAGCUUUUUGAUAGAUGUGUGGAAUUUCUGUUUUGCUUUGUUCAUAAUGCUGAAUUGUACAUGAUAUCUUGACCUUAAGAAACCAGGUCUCGAUACCAUUUUUAUUCCUUAGAUAACAAUUUUGGAAAUGAUAAUUUUGAGCAUCUGCUAUUGCUCUAGCCACUGUCAAUCUCAAGAAAAUGUUAGUAUUGCUUUUACAUUAAUCAUACAUAUUGUAAAUGCUUGUAAUGAAGGGAUAUUUUGGAAAUUAUUUUUCUAUUUUUGCAAAAAUUUAUAUGUGCAUCUAAAAUUGAUUUUGUUUCAAUAAAGGCUAGACAGUUGCAGAUUUAGUAUUUCCACAAAUUAGUCAAAGUAUUUGAAUGAAACUGUAAACAAAUCUGAAUAAAAUAUUCUUGACAAUUAAA